AUGGCAGAGCAUGGCAUAAGCUACAGCAAGAAGCAGGACAUGGAGGAGUUCCAAUGGCAAAGGAUGGAGGAAUGCUGGGUGGGCAUCCAACACCAGAUCCAGGAGGUCCAGCUGACCGUGGGUGAGCCACGUGAACUCAAAGAACGAGGACAGCGUCUGGAGCAGGUCGCCUCCUCUGGACACAAAGAGACAUCACCCAUGGAGAGAUUUACCACUUCACCUGUUGUGCAGAUCCGUCCGGUGCCUCAACGGCCGCAGUACAUAUCACCUCAGCCUGUGCCUGCAUCAACCAAUGCCCCAGCCUGUGCUACACCUGCGAGCAACCACCUGUCUCACAACAUGUGUUACCGCAGCCUGCUUCUUCUGUACAGCAACAGCCUGUGCCCCAGUAUGGUUUAUUACCAGACCAUGGUGGAUACCAACAUGCUCCACUGCCACGUGAGAUGCAGGGCAGUCAGAAAAGUGUGCCUGGCCCUGAAACGACUUUUACACAUCUUUGUCGUUUUCCCUGGACAUAAACCUGUCAGGGCCAUCAAGGAGGAGUUCCACAGGAUUGCAGGAUUUCCCAGUGUGAUUAGCUGCAUAGAUGGCACACACAUCCCCAUCACAGCUCCCUCACAUAAUGAAGCCGAUUAUGUGAAUAGGAAGUCCAUUCACAGCAUAAAUGUGCAGAGCGUAUGUGAUGCUGCACACAUCAUUUCCAAUGUGGAGGCCAAGUGGCCUGGAUCUGUUCAUGACUCAAGGAUUUAUCAUGAGUCUAACCUGAGCAACAGACUGCAACGUGGAGAGUUUGAUGGCCUUCUGCUGGGUGACAGGGGUUACCCAUGCCAACCUAGGCUGAUGACCCCAUACCCUGACCCUAAACCAGGCCCCCAACAGAACUUCAACCGGGCUCAAAGCAGGACAAGAGCCCGGGUGGAGAUGACCAUAGGCCUGCUGAAAGCCCGUUUCCAGUGCCUGCGUCACCUCAGGGUGACCCCUGAGAGGGCCUGUGAUAUUAUUGUGGCAUGUGUUGUUCUUCAUAAUAUUGCCACUAUUAGAGGAGAGCAACACCCUGCCCUACAAAUUGAAGACCCAGAUGAUGACCCCAUCCACCUGCCAGCUAUCCAGGACGGCGGUGCAGUCAGAGACACCAUAUGCCCUAACCACUUCAGAGUUUAA
Plectropomus leopardus (leopard coralgrouper) is the source of this 1161-nucleotide messenger RNA. NCBI's taxonomy places the organism in Eukaryota, Metazoa, Chordata, Actinopteri, Perciformes, Serranidae. The record is from RefSeq and is a predicted model, not a curated record.